This is a messenger RNA of Acanthosepion pharaonis, 555 nucleotides long. The record is from the annotation of a GenBank genome assembly. Lineage: Eukaryota; Metazoa; Mollusca; Cephalopoda; Sepiida; Sepiidae.
AUGGAAGCAGGAGAAAAGAUCCCUCUUCCCGAUUUUUCUCACCUUUUCUCUUCCUAUUUCUUUCUUUCAUCUUUCUCCCCCAUUUCUACUUUUGUCCUGUCUUUCCUCACAACCUUUUUUCAUUUUUUUUCUUUAACAAUAUCUAUUUUACAUGACUUUUCUUUCCUCCUUCUCUUUCUCUCUUGUCUAAUCAACCUUCAUUACACCAUUACCUUUCUUUCUCUUUCUCCUUCAUCUGUCUCCACCUUAUCCUUCACCUACACUGCCAUCUUUCUCCUCCUUCUUCAUCUGUCCGCCCACCACUUCUUGUUCUUCUUCUUCACCCCACCCUCUGGCUUCAUUUUCUCCUUCCCCCGCAAUGUCUCCAGCGAACACGCCUGGUGUCAUAGUCAUACACCUUUUUUUUUUCCUUUUCUAACUCCUUCCUACUUUUCAAGACUGUUUCUUCUUUCUCUUUAUCUCAUCUCUUUAUUUCACCUCUUCUUCUCCCGAAAUAUUGCCUACUCAAUCCGUUUUUCUUUUCUUCAUUUUCUUUCUUUUAUAGCUUCUUCUUAA